Cyprinus carpio (common carp) is the source of this 3387-nucleotide messenger RNA. RefSeq names its product potassium voltage-gated channel subfamily C member 1-like. Bases 652 to 2163 code for a protein of 503 amino acids. NCBI's taxonomy places the organism in Eukaryota, Metazoa, Chordata, Actinopteri, Cypriniformes, Cyprinidae. The record is from RefSeq and is a predicted model, not a curated record. The transcript is spliced from 2 exons.
CAUUCUAAGGACUACACUUUAAAACGGCUUUCCAUACAGUGCGUCUUCCACCCCGAGAACAUGUUGAGUUUUUGUUCGCCUGGAAACACAUUUUAGAUUGAGCUCUGCUCCUGUGAAUGAAAGACCCUCCCUUGUUGCUGCGACGCCUGGUUCUUCAGACCGUCAUCACAAGCGAUCCGCAUCAAUGGGACUUCGGACUAUUCAAAGCACCGUCGAUUUUUAAAGGCCACUGGAAUUGCUGAAGGCAAGAUCUGCUGCUGGUUCGUCUGUUCGUUCUCAAAGAAAACGGACGUGUGAAGCGGGGUUUUUGUUUUCCAGGGGAAGCUGUAACACAAUAGGGACGCUGGAGUUAUGAAGGCUCGACGGAUGACUGGCGCUGUCCGUUCAGCACCACCUUGCGCCCAAUGACACUAUAAAAACACCUUCCUGACGCCCUCAAACCCGAGCCAGGGGGGUCGGGAUAUUGGAGUAUUGGAGGGAAAACGCGUUCGCAUCUUAGAAGUCACUUAAGGGUUUUGGAAUUCUUUUGUUGGCAUGGACACUUUGAGGCGCACCUGGCACGAUCGUAAACACAUUUUGAAUUUUAUGAACAUGGGUCCCAGCGUUAUGAUGACGGUCCACGGGUUGGAGAUAUGACUAGAGAGGUACGCGAUGGGCCAAGGGGACGACAAGGAUCGCAUUGUGAUCAACGUCGGAGGAAUCAAGCACCAGACCUACCGCAGCACCCUGCGCACCCUGCCCGGCACUCGACUCUCCUGGCUGGCGGAGCCCGACGCGCCUAGUAACUUCGAUUAUGAUGCGAACAUCGGGGAGUUUUUCUUCGACCGUCACCCCGGCGUUUUCGCCCACAUUCUUAACUAUUAUCGCACGGGCAAGCUGCAUUGCCCGGCGGACGUGUGUGGACCUUUGUAUGAGGAGGAGCUGGCGUUUUGGGGGAUCGACGAGACAGACGUGGAACCGUGUUGCUGGAUGACCUACCGGCAGCAUCGAGAGGCGGAGGAGGCUUUGGACAGCUUCGCCGGGGUUGCUCUGGAUCUCGGACAUGAAGACCCGGAGCCUGAGGGGGUUGCUGAGGCGGCCGAGGGGGAUGAGGGCGUUGAGAUGACCCGGAGACUGGCGCAAGGCGACUCGCCCGAUAACAGGUCUGGGCGCUGGAGCAGAUGGCAGAAGAAGACGUGGGCGCUCUUUGAGGACCCGUAUUCCUCAAAAUACGCACGGUGGGUAGCAUUUGCAUCUUUGUUCUUCAUUUUGGUGUCCAUUACUACAUUCUGUUUGGAGACUCAUGAGGCCUUCAAUCCCAUCAUCAACCGCACAGAGACUUACAUGGUGGGCAAUGAAACACACGAGCGUGUCUUUCCCGAGACGGAGACUAUGGUGCAGUUAACCUAUGUUGAGGGUGUCUGCGUUGUGUGGUUCACUUUUGAAUUUCUAAUCCGAGUGACUACCUGUCCAAACAAAUUAAAAUUUGUCAGAAAUGCCCUCAACAUCAUCGACUUUGUGGCCAUCCUCCCCUUCUACCUGGAGGUAGGGCUGAGCGGACUCUCCUCCAAAGCAGCAAAAGAUGUGUUAGGUUUCCUCCGUGUGGUGCGAUUCGUUCGAAUUCUCCGUAUUUUCAAGCUGACGCGACACUUUGUGGGUUUGCGGGUACUCGGACACACGCUUCGUGCCAGUACUAAUGAAUUUAUCCUCCUCAUUAUUUUCCUUGCUCUCGGAGUCUUAAUCUUUGCCACUAUGAUCUACUAUGCUGAACGUUUUGGAAGAAACCUCAACGAUCCUGAUGCCAGUAACAACACACACUUCAAGAACAUCCCCAUUGGCUUCUGGUGGGCCGUGGUAACGAUGACAACCCUCGGCUAUGGCGAUAUGUACCCUCAGACGACAUCUGGAAUGCUGGUGGGUGCACUGUGUGCCCUGGCAGGUGUGCUGACGAUUGCCAUGCCUGUACCUGUAAUCGUGAACAACUUCGGCAUGUACUACUCCCUAGCCAUGGCGAAACAAAAACUACCAAAGAAGAAAAAUAAUAAGAUAUCACGAGAGCAUCUAAUGGGGUCUCCCAACUACUGCAAGUCAGCGAUUAACUCCCCGCGACCCAGCACACACAGUGACACAUGCCCCCUUGCACAGGAAGAGGUUUCCGAGAUCAGAUACCAAGGUAGGAGCUAAUAUUUUAGAAUCUGUAAAUUUCUGUCAAAGUGCAAUGACAGUGAAAUGGUAACCUUAAAGGAGUCAUAUCAUAAAAUUGUUUCCUCAGAGGUUCUAUAAUUUGGUUAUACCAAGUUUUUUUUUACCCUCUUAGUGACUGUAGAAGUUCUGAAGAAGACUGUUGAAGAGAUUUGUCUUGCUUUGACUCUUUUAAUGUUACUCAUUAAUCUGUUAGUUUAGCACAGGGGUGUCAAUCUCAAUUCCUGGAGGGCCGGAGCACUCCAGCGUUUAGAUUCAACCCUAAUUAAACACACCUGAUCCAACUAAUCAAGUCCUUCAGGCUUAUUUGACUACAUGGUAUGUGUGUUGGAGCAGGGUUGGAACAGAACUCUGUAGGACUCUGGCCCUCCAGGAAUUGAGUUUGACAACACUGGUUUAGUAUGUUGAUCUGCUGAGCUCUGGAUGUUUAGCUAGAAUGAACAGAACUUGAGUUGGAUGGAUCUGAAUAAUGAUUCAUCUGGUAGGUUUGAUUUUUUUAGACAAGAAGAAGAGUAAUUAGUGGUCUUGUUUGGGAAAAUUUAAAAGUAUUAAUAGUUUUAGAAAUGCAGAAAUCUUUUCAUUUCUCAGUGGAUUUGCUCUCAUUGAAGCUUAUUACUACUCUAAGCUUUCACAGGCAUCUAAAUUACAGAUAGACCAACCUAGCAAUUAAGGGUAACUACACACACUAGAGAUUAUGCUAUGUCAGAGAAUGCUGAGAAUCUAUUGAAUGAAAAGGGCAUGGUAUGUUUUAGGACUUAGGGGGAAAAGGGCUUGUGAAACUGACAAGAAAUUCUACAUGUAGGUCAGGGGUAUUUAUUCCUGCUCCCGGAGACCCAAUGUUUUACAGAGUUUUUUACAAAGUCCAACCCUGCUUCAAUUAACCUGCCUUUAAUGGUUAAGUAAUCCUGCAAGAGAUUAUCUGGUUCAAGUGUGUUUGCUUAAGGUUGGAGCUAAACUCGACAGGACAGUGGGUCUCCUGGAGCAGGGUUAAGUAACCCUGACCUAGGUCAUGAUAUAACAGGACAAUAUGGCUUUCUAGUGUUUGAAACUAUUAGAGACAGGUGAAUUUGGAUAGGUGUGCCAUCACGCACAGUGGGAAAAGCAUCUCUGUUUCUUGCAGAAAUGGAAUUUAUAUAUCAGCAGGUUUGAACUUUGAGAGUGGUUUCGCUUUCAGGAUGUGUUGCAGUGUUGAUAGCCUGAAAUAAA